UUGACAGGCUCAGAGUCAAGCUGCAGCAGACUGGUCAGGGAAUCCUACAUUUAAUCAUUGAAAUGGUGCUUUGGAACCAAAUUGUGCUGGUGGCUGUAUUGUUCAUCUUCUCUUGCCCAAAAGGAUUCGAAACACAACCUUCACAGCACCUGUGUGGCUCACAGCUUGUGGACGCUGUACAUUUUGUGUGUGGAAGUAAGGGUUUCUACUAUGAACCUAAAACAAAAAAAAGCAUUGUGCAGCUUCUAGGAUUACUUGGUGAAGAGUCUGUUCAAGACAAUGAAGCACAGCAGAAACCUCUAUUCAAUAAAAUGCUAGGUCGGAUGAUGAAGAGAGGCAUAGUGGAGCACUGCUGUCACAAUACCUGCUCCCUUUACGAACUCGAAGCCUACUGCAACUCAUAAGAAAUGUAAAUGCCAUCAGUCUCAGAGAGUGAGGAGUGUAGCCAUUGUGUAAGAGGCAGAUUGACUGCCAAAUUAUUUAUUUAAAAAGAAACUAAAUUAUCUCUAAUCAUAUUAAUUUCUAAAAGCUUGUGGCAAAUAGCAAAAAAAGUAAAGUCUUACAUUUUGUUGAAAAAAUCCAGUCUUUAUUUAAAUGUGUUCUGUCGAUUGCCUUUGAUCUUUUAUUAAAAUAAAUGCAGCUGUCUCCUGAAUCAAAUCAAAACACACUCUGUUUAUAUGGAUGACUGAGCACAUUGUACACACUUUCACAGAUUGAAACAGUCUAUACCUUAUCGCUUACAUUUUAACAUAAAAAUAAAGAGCAGCUUCUGAUGCCUGCAAUAUUCUGUCUUAAUUCCUUUUUCUAACUUCUUAACUUGAUUUCAGCUUCACCCAAUCAAACCACACACAAAGCAAUAUAUAGUGACGUUAUUGGUGGUAAAGGCACAAUGCAUGUAGACUGAGGUGAAAAGAAUUGGAGCUUGGCGUAAGGUAGACUCAAAA
Chiloscyllium plagiosum (whitespotted bambooshark) is the source of this 944-nucleotide messenger RNA. RefSeq names its product insulin-like. Gene Ontology annotation, molecular function: hormone activity. Gene Ontology annotation, cellular component: extracellular region. The record is from RefSeq and is a predicted model, not a curated record. Lineage: Eukaryota; Metazoa; Chordata; Chondrichthyes; Orectolobiformes; Hemiscylliidae.